UAAAUCUUGUUGCUGCGUUUUGAUGCAGCACCAGACAACACACUCAGGGUGUGUCCAGUACAACCUGUGCUGCAAGGUGUUUGUACGAAUGCAACAAAGGGUUGAAAUGCCAACACACCCAUCUGGGAAUCUUAGGUGUGAACAGAGAUGCAAUAGACUUGAAAAGGUCAACCGCAAAAUGUCUGUGGAACAAACGCGGUCUCCCAAUUCCACACGCAAAACUGUUUCUAGUAUAUCUUAAGUACUACUGUAUAUAAUAGAGAAAAAGAGACACAAGUAGCGUACAAGCAGAGAAAAUGCAAAGCAAUCUAUGGAGGUGGACGAAGUGGUGUGUUUACCAAGGCUGUCCCGGGUCGCUGUGUGCGGUGGUACCCAUGGCAACGAGCUGUCCGGGGUGUACUUGGUGAGAGAGCUGCUGAAGGUGAAGAAGGGAGUGAUGGAGAAGGAAGAGGAGCAGGAGGAGGAGGAGCCUCUGUCAGUGUUGAAGGUGCUGUCGAACCCGCGAGCCAUGCAGCAGUGCCGCAGAUACGUCGACACCGACCUCAACCGCUGCUUCACUCACGCAACCCUCAAUGGUCUCACUUCAGGCACUGUCCCCUACGAGAUGAUCAGAUCCCGAGAACUGAACGCCAUGCUGGGUCCCAAAGGACGUUCUGGGGCAGUAGAUCUUGUUUGCGACCUCCACAACACCACUGCCAACAUGGGCCUGUGCCUCAUCGCGUACUCUGACUGCGACUGGAUCUGCCUGCACAUAUUCAGACACCUGCAGAGGAAGAUGCCAGAUAUACCAAUGAGGUACAUUCAUUUUGAAGUCUCCAAUAAAGAAUCAUAUUCCCUCGAUUCUGUGGGAAAGCAUGGCUUCGCCAUGGAGAUCGGCCCCCAGCCCCACGGUGUGGCGAGGUCAACCGUCUACACGGCAAUGAAAGCUGGCGUGCAGCACAUGCUCGAUUGGGUUUGUUUCUUCAACUCAGGUACUCUUUUUGAAGGAGAAUCUGUGGAUGUGUUCACCAUGAUUAAACACAUCGACUACCCAAGAGACAGUGAGACCCGCAACAUCACAGCAGCCGUUCAUCCUCACCUCCAGGACCGAGAUUUCUGCCCGCUCCACCCUGAAGACCCACUGUUCCAGACUUUCUCAGGGGAAACUCUGAGGUACAAGGGAAAUGAACCUCUUUAUCCUUUCUUCAUCAAUGAAUGUGCUUAUUACGAGAAGGGCAUCGCACUGUCCCUGGCAAGAAAAAGGCGCGUGGUGAUUCCCACAAUCCGGGUGCAGACGGAGCAGGAACAAGCAGCUCACGUACAGGAAUUGGCUUCAGAGGAAGAGGAGUGAGGAUGGACUUUGAACUCACCUCGACAUGAUGAGACUGAUGUGACUAUGAAAUAAAUGUUACAAAAAGCUUUUAU
Cyclopterus lumpus (lumpfish) is the source of this 1404-nucleotide messenger RNA. RefSeq names its product N-acyl-aromatic-L-amino acid amidohydrolase (carboxylate-forming) B-like. Bases 311 to 1330 code for a protein of 339 amino acids. Gene Ontology annotation, molecular function: aminoacylase activity; hydrolase activity, acting on ester bonds. The record is from RefSeq and is a predicted model, not a curated record. The transcript is spliced from 7 exons. NCBI's taxonomy places the organism in Eukaryota, Metazoa, Chordata, Actinopteri, Perciformes, Cyclopteridae.